Ornithorhynchus anatinus (platypus) is the source of this 2679-nucleotide messenger RNA. It is a transcript of the gene PANK4, whose product is annotated as pantothenate kinase 4 (inactive). NCBI's taxonomy places the organism in Eukaryota, Metazoa, Chordata, Mammalia, Monotremata, Ornithorhynchidae. The record is from RefSeq and is a predicted model, not a curated record. The coding region runs from base 22 to 2346 and encodes 774 amino acids. Gene Ontology annotation, biological process: coenzyme A biosynthetic process. The transcript has 19 exons. Gene Ontology annotation, cellular component: nucleus; cytosol. Gene Ontology annotation, molecular function: pantothenate kinase activity; ATP binding.
GGCCGGCCGGGCACAUUCAAGAUGGCGGAGUGCGGAGGGAAAGGCGGCGGCGGGGGCAGGAGCGGGCACACCCUGGACAAGAGCAUCACCCUCCCGCCCGACGAGAUCUUUCGCAACCUGGAGAACGCUAAGCGUUUCGCCAUUGAUAUAGGUGGAUCAUUAACGAAGUUGGCUUAUUAUUCAACUGUGCAGCACAAAGUAGCAAAAGUGAGAUCUUUUGACCACUCAGGAAAGGACACGGAUAAUGAACCUCCCUACGAAAUCACCGUCCAGGAAGAGAUCACUGCCCGGCUGCACUUUAUCAAAUUUGAAAACACCUACAUCGAAGCCUGCUUGGACUUCAUCAAAGACCACCUCGUGAAUACAGAAACAAAAGUGAUCCAGGCCACGGGGGGUGGUGCGUAUAAAUUCAAAGACCUUAUCGAACAGAAGCUGCACCUAAAGGUGGAUCGGGAGGAUGUGAUGACCUGUUUGAUCAAAGGGUGUAACUUUGUCCUCAAGAACAUCCCCCACGAGGCCUUCAUUUACCAGAAGGAUGCCGACCCCGAGUUCCGGUUCCAGACCAAUCAUCCGAACAUCUUCCCCUAUCUCCUUGUAAACAUCGGCUCCGGCGUGUCUAUAGUGAAGGUGGAGAGCGAGGACCGGUUCGAGUGGAUCGGCGGGAGUUCAAUCGGAGGUGGUACCUUCUGGGGUCUCGGCGCUUUGCUCACCAAAACGAAGAAAUUCGAUGAGCUCCUGCAUCUCGCCUCCAAGGGCCAGCACACAAACGUUGACAUGCUGGUGCAGGACAUCUACGGCGGAGCCUAUCAGACGCUGGGGUUAAGCGGCAACUUAAUAGCAAGUAGUUUUGGAAAGUCAGCCACUGCUGACAAAGAGUUUUCCAAAGAAGACAUAUCCAAGAGCCUCCUGCACAUGAUCAGCAAUGACAUCGGGCAGCUUGCCUGCCUCUACGCCAAACUGCACCACCUCGACCGCGUCUACUUCGGUGGCUUCUUCAUCCGGGGCCACCCGGUCACCAUGCGCACCAUCACCUUUAGCAUCAACUUCUUCUCCAAGGGAGAGGUGCAGGCGUUGUUCCUGAGGCACGAAGGCUACCUGGGAGCCAUCGGGGCAUUUCUAAAAGGAGCCGAACAGGACAAUCCCAACCAGUACAGCUGGGGUGAGAAUUACGCUGGUAGUUCUGGGCUGAGGAGUACAUCCCCCGACGACCUGAACCCCCUGCAGAGAGCCAGGAGCGGCACGUUCGAUAUGCUGGAGAUGGACCGUUUGGAGCGGCCUCUGGUCAACUUACCCUUGCUCCUGGACCCAACGGCCUACACCCCCGACACCGUCGACCUCACCGAUGACGCCAUGGCCCGGAAGUAUUGGCUCAGUUGUUUCGAGGAGGCCCUCGACGGGGUAGUGAACCGUGCCGUGGCCAGCCAGCCAGACUCAGUCGAUGCCCCCGAGAGGGCGGAGAAAUUCCGGGAGAAGUACAGGAAUAAGCUGCAGACCCUAAGGCAUCAACCGUUUGCCUAUGGAACGCUAACAGUAAGGAGCCUCUUGGAUACCAGAGAGCAUUGCUUAAAUGAAUUCAACUUCCCGGAUCCCUAUUCCAAAGUAAAGCAGAAAGAAAAUGGCAUAGCGUUAAAAUGUUUUCAAAGAGUAAUCAGCUCUUUGGAUUCGUUAGGCUGGGAGGAGAGGCAGUUUGCUCUGGUGAAAGGACUUCUUGCUGGGAAUGUCUUUGACUGGGGAGCAAAAGCAGUCUCAGACGUUCUGGAAUCUGAGCCCCAUUUUGGAUUUGAAGAAGCAAAGAGGAAAUUGCAAGAGCGACCCUGGCUGGUGGAUUCGUACGACGUGUGGCUAGAGCGAAUGAAGGGUCCCCCUCAUAAAUGUGCCUUAAUUUUCGCAGAUAACAGUGGAAUAGACAUCAUUUUGGGAGUGUUCCCAUUGGUCAGAGAGCUCCUCUUUCGAGGGACGGAGGUCAUACUAGCGUGUAACUCCGGACCCGCCCUAAACGACGUCACGUACAGCGAAUCUCUGAUCGUGGCCGAACGGAUAGCCGCCAUGGAUCCGCUUAUACAGUUGGCCUUGAAAGAGGAGAAGCUGCUGUUGGUGCAGACGGGGUCGAGUUCUCCGUGCCUAGAUCUGAGCCGUCUUGACAAAGGUCUGGCGUUGCUAGUGAGGGAGCGCCACACGGACCUGGUGAUCAUCGAGGGCAUGGGCCGGGCCAUCCACACCAACUACUCCGCCACGUUGCGCUGCGAGAGCCUGAAGCUGGCCGUCCUCAAGAACUCGUGGCUGGCAGACCGCCUCGGGGGCCAGCUCUUCAGCGUCAUCUUCAAGUACGAAGUCCCGGCCCAGUGACCGGGUCUACUGACCGGGCGGGGGGAGGGGGCGGGGGCGGCCGCGCCGACACUUGCACUAGUUCGACUUGUCACUUGUAAAAGAAUGUAUUUUUCUUACCACGGGGGCCGCGAGCCCAGAGGAGAUUCCGUAUUUAUAUCGUGCUUUUCGUGGCGCGGGGCAACAAUCUGACAUCCUAUAGAGAAUGACACACAGACCUAUAUAUAUAUAUGUAUAUCACUCAUAUCGUUUAUUUUGGUAAGUGUUUAUUUUGAUGCUGCAGUAUUUGUGACAGAGAGACUCGACCGUCUUGUUUUGUGACCCGUUCGUAUGGAAAUAUAUUUAAAUGUGAAA